GGUAAAAGGUCGCCAUUCAAAUCAUCUAAAGGUAAUGGCGUCUAACUCUAUCUCUUCCUCACGUAUCUCUGGCUCAUCUUGGACACGCAAGCAAGACAAAUUGUUCGAGGAGGCCCUGGCCGUAUACGACAAAGACACCCCUGACCGGUGGCAGAAUGUUUCUAAGGCUGUGGGAGGGAAAUCUGCAGAAGAAGUGAAAAGGCAUUACGAGAUCCUUAUAGAGGAUCUCAAGAACAUUGAGUCUGGUCAAGUUCCCUUCCCCAAUUACAGGUCUAGUGGAAGCAAUGGAAAAGGCUUCUGAAGUAUCUAAAGCUUCAGUGAGAUUGGAGCAAGGUUCAUAAACUAAAGUAAAUUGCACUGGUAAAAGAUCUGU
Molecule: messenger RNA, 373 nt
Organism: Telopea speciosissima
Lineage: Eukaryota; Viridiplantae; Streptophyta; Magnoliopsida; Proteales; Proteaceae
Product: protein RADIALIS-like 3
Exons: 2
Coding region: 35-301 (88 amino acids)
Molecular function (GO): DNA-binding transcription factor activity
Source: RefSeq, a predicted model, not a curated record